AUGCUUCAUAAAGGCCAUGGAAGGAGCAGCCAGUCGCAAAGGCACUUUCUAUGCUGGGAGAAGGCCCUCCGCGUGGAGAAGGCCGCCCUCUCCUCUUUGUUCAAGUUGCGUGUCCACCUGAUGCCACAACUUACUCCUCUGAGCCUUUGCCGGCAUGCCUUGGUGACCACCGUCAUCCAUGCAUUGCCAGGAGGCAUCCAAGCAUCCUUUUAUGGAGAGAGCUACGUGGGGCUCAGCAUCACAGAAGUUUCCUCUGGACUGUCGCUUCAGUUGAGAUUUCAAACAAGCAAGUCACAAGGCUUACUGUUUCUUGCAGCUGGAAAAAUUGACUAUUGCCUAAUAGAACUCCUGUCAGGGAUGAUACAGGUGAAAUUAAAUGUGGGUACGGGUGAGCAGCUCCUCCUUUCUGAGCAAAGACUUCGUGUGGACAAUUUGCUUUGGCACUCUGUGGAACUGAACUAUGGCAAGGAUAAGGUUUUCUUGGUUGUUGACAAGCAUUAUGGGACAGCUAGCCAACUGGAUGGGGGUAUUCGUAACUUCACUUUUCACCAUGGGAUCUAUGUGGGAGGUCGUGGGGAACUCAGUGUCCCUUACCUGGACGGAAAGACCCCCAACUUCCGAGGAUGCAUAGAGGGUGUGCUGUUUAACCAGAGGGAGGUCCUGACAUCCCUCAGGUCUUACCCCGGUUUCAAGAAGGUUUAUGAGGUGUCACUGGGAUGUAACGAUGAGUUUUUUGCUGGGAAGAAUGAAGCUAUUAGCUUUUUCAGCUCUAGAUCCUAUGUUGCCUUUCCAGAAUGGAGAGUUCAGGGUGAAGGGACACUGAGGUUUGCUGUGCAGACUGGAACCCAACAAGCCUUGCUUUCAUUUCAGUCAGGUAGAGGAAGAGAUUUUGUUGCCUUGGAAAUACAUGAGGGUCUACUGAAGGCUCAUGUAGGAAGGGGAGAAACGAAAACUCAGCUUUCAUCGUUCCGCUUGGUUAGCGACAACAAAUGGCACGUUGUUCAACUCAGAGUCACGAGGAGGCAUCUGGACCUCGUGGUGGAUGAGCAAGGGGUGAGAGCCACGCUGCCUCUGCAAAGCCACGUGUUUGUAUCCGAAGGCCCCCUGUUCGUGGGAGGCCUGAACCGCCGGAUGUGGGGAACAGUGCGGGGGUUAGAGCUUGUGUCUGUGCCUGGGAAAUCUGUUCGGGGCAUGUCUCUGAAAGGGUGCCUGAGAGCCUUGGAAGCAAACGUGGAAAAGAGAGCGUUAAGGGACGCACUUGUCUCCAAAGACAUAGCUGCUGGGUGCACAACUGAGAGCCACCACGCAGGUCCUUCUGCGGCGGUGGGAGACCUGCCCCAGCCAGAGCCGUCCCUUCCCGCCGCAGUCCCCAGUGCCAGUUCCCUUCUGCAAAAUCAAAGCGGCAGGGUUUUGGUUCUGAAUAAGCUGCAAGUCCAAGAAGGUGGACGGGCCUCCCUGGGACAAAGGCACUUAAGAGUGCUUGUGGACUCCACGGGACUGGGUACUGACUACUCCCAGAUACUGUUUAAAAUACAGCAAAUGCCUACUCAUGGUUCCCUUCAAAUAGAAGUUCAGCCUGCACAAGAAAUGGAGAGCACCUUUACUGUGUUAGAUCUGAGGCUUGGGAAAGUGUGGUAUAUCCACGAUGGCUCGGAAGAGCCUACGGAUUCUUUCACAUUUGCGGUUUUUUCUAGCAGCAGGAGGGCAAUACCACCCCAGUUGCAGGAUCCCACUCUGCAUGUUUUUAACAUUAUUGUCAUUCCAGUGAAUGACCCCCCAUACCUGAAGCUCCCAGAAGGACACUUGCUUCUCUUCGAGAACUGUAAGAAACAGCUGACCCCCAGUGUGGUACAGGUGUCAGACCCCGACACCGAUUCUCAGCAUCUCGGACUUUUGGUUCUUAGCAAUUUCAACGCAGACGCUGGGUUUUUAGAGAAUGCCAGAGACCCUGGGCAAGCCAUCAAUGCUUUUACACAGGUGGAUUUACAGCAUGGCAACAUUUUCUAUGUGCACAGGGGUAAUCGAAACGCUCGGAUUGUUCUGAGAGCAACUGACGGUGAGCUGGUUAGCAACCCUGUGGUGUUACGGGUCAUGGCUGUUCCUUGGGACUUUGAGGUGGCAGGUAGCACUGGCGUGGCGGUACAACAGGGUGGUACAGUUCUGAUCACGCGGACUGACUUGUCAGUGAAGGUGAACGGUGAACAACAUGAGAUGGACACUCGCUAUGACAUCACUCGGCCACCUCAGCUUGGCCAAAUCCAGCAUCGGGCAUCCACUGGGGAGUGGAAACAAGCUAGUACCUUUUCUCAACGUUCCAUCGACCGGGGCCGGAUCCGAUACUAUAGUUCCUUCAAAGAACCACAGCAAGAAAAUGUUACGGAUCACUUUAAAUUUAAAGUUAUGGUAGAAGGAAGAGAAAGCAAAGAGCUCCUGUUCCCUGUCACCAUUCGGCCGCUGAAAUUGACACUUCUGAAAAAUAUCCCUAUAGAGAUCAGCAAUGUGAACAAGAAAGUGCUGGAUUCUGGCCAUCUGCAGGCUGCAACAGAGAAUGUGGAAGUAGCCGAGUGGGAACUGUGUUUCAAGUUACUGAGCCCACCUAAGAAAGGAAACUUGGUGCUCGGCAAUGAAGUUCUCCAAACAAGUUCAAUUUUCAGUCAAAAAAACAUUACAGACUCUAUGGUAAGCUAUGAGCCUCGGGGGGCACCCCGGGAAGACUCGCAGGAUACUUUUAGUUUUUCAAUUAUUGUAAAACACAUAGAAUCAAAAGAUUACACUUUCAGGGUAAUCCUUAAAGCAGAUAAGACACAUAUUAUUUUAACCAACACUGGGUUGUUUGUAAAAGAAGGAGGGUGGACGUUAAUUACGAAAUCAGAAUUAUUUGUUCAAACAUUGGACAAUCAUGUCUUCCAAUAUGAAGUCACCAAGAGUCCUCAGCACGGGGAACUGAAGUUAGUCAGCUCUUCUGCCUCUCUGGGAGGCGACGGUAGCAUCAGUGCAUUCACAGAUGAAGACAUAGUGAGUGGAAGGCUGAUGUAUGCCCACGAUGACUCCGAGACCCAGUGUGACGAAUUCGUUGUUUUGGCCUCUGCCACAGAUCAGGGUCAACAAGGAGGGGCCAGAAGUCUUGACUCUGGGCACAUGUCUACAGAAAUCAAGGUCAGCAUCUCUGUCGAGUUGAAGAAUGAUGAGAAGCCCGUGCAAGUGGUAGAUAGGGUCUUUCAUGUUGUGCGGGGCAGCCAGCGCUUGCUGACUCUCACAGACCUCUGUUACCACGACCCCGACUUAGAUUUUGACGAUGGGCAGUUGCUCUACACUCGGCGUGGCAUACCAAACGGAGAUUUGGUGAAAGCCGGUGACCCGUCUCAGAAGCUCUACCAGUUCAGGCAAGAGGACUUACAGGAAGGGCAUGUGCUCUUCAGACAUCAUGGUCCAGACUCUGCCCGAUUCCUGCUGUUUGUGACAGAUGGUGUGCAUCACACAUCAUCCCUUUUCGAGGUCAGUGUGUCAGAGGCCUAUGUCCACAUAGUCAACAACACAGGGCUGCUUGUGCCCAGAGGGAGGGACAGCUGCUUCACAACAGCCAACCUGAGCGUCACCACAAACCAAGAUGUCAGAACAGACCAUGAGUUUGAAUUCCACAUCUUGCAACCCCCCACACAUGGCAGAAUCCUGGUCAACAAUUCUGCGUUUCACUCAUUUUCCCAGCAUGACCUGAAGCGGGGAUUUGUGGUUUAUAGGCACAAUGGCGAUGGGAACUUUGAUAUGUUUAACCUGACAGUGAAAGUUAAAGAUACCUACUUAGAUGUGAGCGUUUGUGUCCAAGUGUCCUUGGAGAGUCAUCAACAGCGCACUCCGAUUCUGCAGAGCAGGAGCAUUGCAGUUGAAGAAGGGAAACCAGUAAAACUGAGAAGUGGAAACCUCCAGGCUGGGAAUGAAGACGAUCUCUCGUCAGAGACAGCGUUCACAGUCAGGACUGCACCGAUGCACGGAUAUCUCCAAAAGUCCACGGCGGAAGACGGCGGCGUGGGUACAGACGGGAAGUCCCCUCUGAGCUUCACACAGCAGGAUAUUGAUGAUGGCAAUGUCGUUUAUGUACCGACGGCUCCCGGCCAGCAAAAGGAUCAGUUCACCUUAGAUGUGGUCAAGGACUCCCACUUUGUAAGGAGAGUAGAAAUACAUUUGGAUAUCAUCCCUAAGUGGAUACCGCUGGAGGUUCAGAAUUUCACAGUUCAGGAAGGGGGCUCCAAAGCACUUAUGCCGGACCACCUCAGAAUUCCAAGCAAGUAUUUUGAGAGUCUUGACUGUGAAUUUGUUCUCCUUGAGCCACCAAAGCACGGUUCUGUUGAAAGUUCCAGUUUUCCAGGAGUGAAGUUAAGAAAAUUUUCCAGGAAACAGGUGGAGCAGGGGUUGAUUCACUACGUUCAUAACGGCAGGGAGGAGUUAAUGGACAGUCUCUCCAUCUUGGCAAACAGCUCAGAGCUUGGGAAGCAGAGUCUGCCUCAGACUCUUUUUGUGACUGUUGAGUCUGUAAAUGACAAGGCUCCGGUAAUAACAGCCAAUAGAAUCCUCCAGGUGUGGGCAAAUUCGGUCACUGAGAUGACCAGAGAUGGCCUGUGUGCAGAAGACGAGGACUCUUCCCCACGGGACCUGGUCUACCGGGCCACUCCUCCUAGCAACGGGCACCUGGCUCUCAAGUCCAUCCCUGGCAGAAGCAUCCAGAACUUCACUCAGGCGCAAAUUGAUGAGGGCCAGCUCGUGUUCGUGCACUCUGGAGCAGUGUCGGGAGGCUUUAAUUUUCAGGUUACCGACGGUUUGAAUUUUGCGCCUUGGCAAACCUUUAGCAUCACCGCCCGAGCUCUGAUCAUUAGCUUAGAAGUCAACAGAGGAUUGAGCAUCUUCCCAGGUUCCACGAAGUCACUGUCAUCUCAUGCCCUGAGAGCUGUGACCAACGAUGACAGGGCAGGAAACAGAACAAUAACCUUUACAGUAGUCAGUGCCCCUCGACUUGGGAGGCUGCUGAAGAUGAACUCGGACAACAGUACAGAGGUGGUUUCUGUUUUUACUCAGCAUAUGGUCAGUGAAGGGCGGAUACUAUACCAGCAUGUGGACCUAGAGGGCACUGGGUGGGCUUCAGAAGACUCCUUCACGUUCACGGCAUCCUCCCCUCCUGCUGCACUGGGACCAGAGGAUUUCCAGAUUACCAUUUCAUAUGAAACCAACGAGUCAGGCCGACAAAGCCAGCUGCUUGCAAAUACAGGAGCCUCUGUCAAGGAGGGAGAUAAAGUUCUCAUUGACCGAGCUAAGCUAGAUGCUUCCAACCUCUUACUUCAGCUGCCCCAACCACAGCGUUCUUCCCAUGAAAUCUGGUUCCAGGUUACAGCUCUUCCCAAACACGGAACCAUUAUGGUUGGAGAAAGAAACAUCACCAUAGGAAAACCCUACUUCUCCCAGCAUAUAGUUAAUGCACUUGAAGUCACGUAUCUUCAUGAUGACUCUGAAUCAUUGGCUGAUAAUUUCACUUUCGCUGUUUGGCCAAACCUAAAGAGCAACUCUGCCAGCAAGCCAGAGGCUGACUUUCUGGAAGAGAUAUUCAACAUUACCAUCACCCCCGUGAAUGAUCAGCCUCCAGAAUUAAAGACCAAGGGGCUUUGUUUGACGGUUCUCCAGGGCAGCAGGUUGCCUGUGGGCCCUGAAAUCCUAAGAGUAGAUGAUCUGGACACUCCUCCGAAUGAAAUACAGUACAUGAUCAUCCGUCAUCCCAACAAUGGCUUUUUAGCAAUGGCUCACGACCUAGACACUGCUGCUCACCGUUUUACACAAGCUGACAUCAAUGACGCUCAGGUGUGGUUCAUACAAGAUGGAAGCCCGUCCUCUGGAGUGUUCUAUUUUAGUGUGACUGAUGGUGGACAUCGCCCUCUCUGCAAGCUCUUCCACCUGGACGUCAUCCCCAUCUCCAUCACCCUGGUGAACCUCACAGACCUCCUUCUCCCACAAGGCCAGACCACUGUCCCCAUCACCAACGCUCACCUGUCUGCAGCAACCAAUGGGAAGAGCCUCCAGAUCAUCUACAAGGUAACACAGCCCCUCCGAAGUGGCUGCCUGCUGAUUGAAAACCAGGUGGUCACCAGCUUUGCACAGGAGGAUUUGGAUGCGGGAAGACUCUCUUACCACAUGACCAACCUCACAGCCUGGGACGAUCAGGUGCAGUUCUCACUGUUUACAGCAGAGAGCAACUUGACAGAACAGACCCUGGGCAUCAGAGUGCAGCCUUUACUGCGGGUUACACAGAACCUGAAAGUGGCCAACAGAGUGCCUCAUCGGCUGCAGAGGGAGGACCUAGAUGCGACUGAGCUAGCUGACAGGACGCACAGUGACCCCACAUUUGAAGUGAUACAACCCCCCACCCAUGGGCGACUUGUACGAAGAGCCGCUGACAGCCCUGUGAUGGGAGAAGCCACUCGGUUCACCCAGAGAGACGUCGACCGAGGUCAGCUGGUGCUUGAGCCUCGUGCUAACCUAACGGGCGCCGGGACACUGAAUGACUCCUUCACCUUCAUGCUCCGUGCGGACCAUGUGCAGCCCGCAACGGGGUAUCUGGCCUUUACCAUAGUGCCCCCAGACCCCUUACCUUUACAGACAUUUAUGCCUGAAGUGCCUUUACUCAUCACUGGAGAGCACCUCAUGGCCUCGGCUUCCUCUCAGAAAAAACCUAGGGCUUCCAUUAUAACACGGACAGAAACUCCAGGGACUCUGACGCAGAGCAAAUGGCAGGGGACAGAUUCCUGGGGACAGCUCAAGGGUGGCAAAGUCUCCCCCACCAGGGUCAUUUGGCCAUAUGCUGCCACCAAAGCCAUUUCUGGGGGAGCCUUGGGGCCCAGAGACAGCAGUUACCCUCUGACGGUGGUUACCCCCUUGGCUGCUGUGUUCCUCCUCCUGAUGGUGACUGCUGUGGCCCUGUGUGUCUGGCUGCUGAGACAAAAGAAGGAAAAGGCCAACUCUGUUCUCCAGCCCAAGACCAAGUUCAAAUCCCCACCUCCCAGCUGCAGGACAGAAAGGACUGGAGCCAUUCCCACAGUCAAGGUGACUCCCCUGAUGAGAAACUCCAGCAGCCCCGACACCAGUCUGUUCCUGCCCCCACAGUAUGAUCAGGAGGCCUCUCCCGGGGCUGAGCCUGUAGAGAAGUGUGCUCCCUGGGAGGCGUGGGUGAACCUGCAUCCAGACAUGGCCAAGCUCUGCCGACAAACCAACCCAGCACUGAAACACAACCAGUACUGGGUAUAA
This is a messenger RNA of Phodopus roborovskii (desert hamster), 7281 nucleotides long. Its product is annotated as chondroitin sulfate proteoglycan 4-like. The record is from RefSeq and is a predicted model, not a curated record. NCBI's taxonomy places the organism in Eukaryota, Metazoa, Chordata, Mammalia, Rodentia, Cricetidae.